Molecule: messenger RNA, 3008 nt
Organism: Chrysemys picta bellii (western painted turtle)
Lineage: Eukaryota; Metazoa; Chordata; Testudines; Emydidae
Gene: SLC25A5
Product: solute carrier family 25 member 5
Biological process (GO): mitochondrial ATP transmembrane transport; mitochondrial ADP transmembrane transport; negative regulation of mitochondrial outer membrane permeabilization involved in apoptotic signaling pathway
Cellular component (GO): mitochondrial inner membrane
Molecular function (GO): ATP:ADP antiporter activity
Source: RefSeq, a predicted model, not a curated record
CAGCAGCUCGGCCUCAGAGCCCGCGGGUCCCCCAGCAGUCGCCUGUCGCUCCCUGGUUCUAAUUUAUUAACCUGUCCCCGUCGCCAUGGCCGAUGCUGCCCUGUCCUUCGCCAAGGAUUUCCUGGCCGGGGGAGUGGCCGCGGCCAUCUCCAAAACAGCCGUCGCCCCCAUCGAGAGAGUGAAGCUGCUUCUGCAGGUGCAGCAUGCAAGCAAGCAGAUUGCAGUAGACCAGCAAUACAAGGGCAUCAUUGACUGUGUUGUCCGUAUCCCCAAAGAGCAGGGUGCCCUGUCCUUCUGGCGUGGCAACCUGGCUAAUGUGAUCAGAUACUUCCCUACUCAAGCCCUCAACUUCGCUUUCAAAGACAAAUACAAGCAGAUCUUUCUGGGUGGCGUUGAUAAAAGAACCCAGUUCUGGCGUUACUUUGCUGGUAACCUGGCAUCUGGUGGUGCUGCUGGUGCUACAUCUCUGUGUUUUGUCUACCCUCUUGACUUUGCCCGUACCCGUCUGGCAGCUGAUGUGGGUAAAGCUGGAGCCGACAGAGAAUUCAAGGGUCUUGGUGACUGCCUGGUCAAGAUCUUCAAGUCUGAUGGUCUUAAGGGCCUGUACCAAGGCUUCAAUGUAUCCGUUCAGGGUAUCAUUAUCUACAGAGCUGCCUAUUUUGGCAUCUAUGACACUGCGAAGGGAAUGCUUCCUGACCCAAAGAACACCCACAUCUUUAUCAGCUGGAUGAUUGCUCAGACAGUUACUGCUGUUGCUGGUUUGACCUCCUAUCCAUUUGAUACUGUCCGUCGUCGUAUGAUGAUGCAGUCAGGGCGUAAAGCAACUGACAUCAUGUACUCGGGUACAAUUGACUGCUGGCGAAAGAUUGCCCGUGAUGAAGGGUCCAAGGCGUUCUUCAAGGGUGCAUGGUCCAAUGUACUCAGAGGAAUGGGUGGUGCUUUUGUCUUAGUAUUGUACGAUGAAAUCAAGAAGUACACUUAAGUUACUUCCUCGUGUGAACUGGCAUGUUGUAUUAUGUAACUUACUCUGACCAUUCAUGGACUGUCGAAACUGUAUCAAUUACAACUGGUAUCCAUAUUCUUUGGCAAAGGGCAGCUGUCAUGCUCACCUGACCUCUGUCUUUAUCAAGUCAUUCCCCUGAUGAUGGGACUCAAAUGUUUUUAUUUCAGGCACUCCUGUUUAAAUAACAAGUCUGAGGAAAUAAAAAAAAAUCCAGAACCAACUCUACUAGUGUUGUACUUGCUUUCCCUCUUCUCAGUAAACUGUCUCAGCUGCACUGGAGAAAAUGCUGGAAGAAGCAUAGUAACUACAUAGUAGCACUUUGAGGGGGCCUAAGGGGAUGUCAUAGUCCAGGUAAAUCUAAAUUUCUAAUGCUUGUGCUACUAGGAAACGGGGCAUAUUUCUUGAUGUACCCUCUUGAGAGGGAGGGGAAGGGAUGCUACCUAACUUUGACUGUUUCCUUUAAAGCCACAAUCUCUUUUGAAACCACCACUUUCUGAACAAUCCUGAAUAUGUACAGACCUUGUCUGUACUGGCAUCUUAAUUCAAAUCUCUAUGGAGCUCCAGUGCCUGCAUAGAUACGGUAGCUGUUAAGUGAUAAGAGGCCAGCAGUACCUGCCUGUGCCCCCCCCCGCCCACUGGUGCUAGUGAAAGCUUGAGCUUUAAACUAGCCACUCUCUAGGCAGAUAAGAGGAGCCAGAAAUGGUUUAACCCAUGUCUGAUGUAGCCAGAACUCCCAGGGACAGGUAUGCAAUGGUAUGAGGGAGUAACUCACUUGGAAAACUAGGCUCUCUGUAAGAAUUUCAAGGAAGUGGCUGAAAACUACUGACUCCCUAUUUAAGAACAAAACCAAAACAGUCAGGUAUGGGUAUGUCCUCCCUGCAGAGCGAACUAGAGUGAUUCACACCUGAUUGUGAGCACCCAGGAUGGUCCUGUUGCCCAGCUGUGAGCAGCCACUCAGCAAGACUCUACCCAAGCGUGUCCACUGAAGUGUAUCCAGGCUCAGGUGAGGCACUAGGACUUGUGGGGGGACUAUCCUCUGCUUAGUGCUGCAGUAAACUGAGCCACUCUUAUUCCCUGUGAAUUGGGGGAGAACUUGGGCAACCAGGAGGAGUUAUGGGAAGGCAAUGGAGAGCUAUGCCCACCGAAGGGGGUCGGUCUAGUGACAUUCUCUCCCCUCCUCCCUCCCCCAAGUGUGAGUACUGUCUUUAGGUAGAAAGCACCACCCCAUGUGAGGGAGAGGUUUUAGUGUGUGGAGGGGAGCUGGGUUAGGGGUCAGUCUGGGUUAACUGCAAUGAAGACCAGCCCUGUUAAACAUGAGCUAGCUUUCUUUGGGUUACAUAGCCUACCUACAAAUCAACAGCCAUUGCACCUUGCUUGGUACUACAUAACCUCUACCUCAUCCCUUACAGCCACAAGGGACAUGCAGCUAUGGUAUUGCCCCACCUAGAUGUGCAGGUGUAGCUUACAUUAAUAUAGGGCAGUUGGGAUACUUGGUGCAUCUAUCCUGAUCAAAUGCAGGAAGGUGGUUCUCCCAUCCCUAAAUCUGACUUCAACGAGGGACCCUUUCCUAAACCACCCUUCUAAGCCUCUGUCUCUAACUCAAUCAGUUGUUAGAGCCAUUUGUCUCAAUCAUCAAACUGAAGUGGUGUGACUCAGUCAAACAGCCCUACAGCUGCCUUGCGAAGUGCCAAUAGUCAUUUUUACUGUUGAAAAUUAAUUCUGAAUUAUAGAGGACACAGCCUCAUUAAUUAUAGCUGUAAGCUAAGGGCCGGCACUACUGGGCUAUGCAUGACUGGCGCUCUGAAUUCGCACUUGGCAUAUUGUCUCCUACCAGCCUGCUAUUGCUUGCCAGGGCUUCCACCCUCAGAUAAUGCUUCUGAGUGACCGUGUACAGUAGCCUUCCCGUGCUAUGAGGGUGCAGAGCAUUUUGCUUCUAGUCCAGCAAGACCAGUUGAAUGUCAAAGAAGUUGAUGGAGAAUGAACUUUGGGUAAUUGAUUAUACGAU